AUGGAUGGGGCAAAUAGGGAUGACAGAUCCAUUCUUAAAAAAAGGACGUUCAGGACAUUUAAAUAUCGUGGAUAUGAGUUGGAAAAGCUUUUGGAAAUGCCAAUUGAAAAGUUGACCGAAUUACUUCCUGCCAGACAACGCAGAAGAUUCAGCAGAGGGGUCAAAAGACAAUCAUUGACACUGUUGAAUAAGCUUAGAGCUGCAAAGAAGGAUCUUCCAUACGGACAAAAACCAGAACCAGUUAAAACCCACUUGAGAAACAUGGUUGUAAUUCCCGAAAUGAUCGGCUCUAUCGUUGGGGUUCACAACGGAAAGCAGUACAUAAACGUGGAAAUUAAACCAGAAAUGGUCGGGUACUAUCUGGGUGAAUUUUCAAUCACUUACAAACCAGUUAGACAUGGAAAGCCCGGAAUUGGAGCCACUCACUCAUCCAGGUUUAUUCCCCUUAAAUAA
This is a messenger RNA of Theileria annulata, 453 nucleotides long. RefSeq names its product 40s ribosomal protein s15, putative. Lineage: Eukaryota; Apicomplexa; Aconoidasida; Piroplasmida; Theileriidae. Gene Ontology annotation, molecular function: structural constituent of ribosome; RNA binding. The transcript is spliced from 3 exons. Gene Ontology annotation, cellular component: cytosolic small ribosomal subunit; ribosome. The coding region runs from base 1 to 453 and encodes 150 amino acids. The record is from RefSeq and is a predicted model, not a curated record. Gene Ontology annotation, biological process: ribosomal small subunit assembly; translation.